This is a messenger RNA of Lactuca saligna, 1602 nucleotides long. Lineage: Eukaryota; Viridiplantae; Streptophyta; Magnoliopsida; Asterales; Asteraceae. The record is from the annotation of a GenBank genome assembly.
AUGUUCUCUCCCUCAUCUCAUCUCCUAUCGGCGACCUCAGGUCAUCUUUUUCCACCGGCGACCUCGACUCAUCUAUUUCCACCAGCGACCUCGGGCUCACGUCACGUCACCAGAGACUACAACGACUGCUCAACAUUACAAGCCCUAAGUAUGAUUAAGCCGACCGCUGUUCUCCACAUCUCCAACUUCUUUCCUUCCCAUGGUCCAUCAAUUAGAUGUUAUUCCCCACCACGUGAUGAUAUGCUUAACAUGAACUUUCAAGCCCUUCCUCUAGCAGAUCCCUAUAUACCAUCAGGAACAUAUUUAAGGUUAUUUGAUCAACUUUUCCUUCUUUUGUGUUUUGUCAGAUCAGAUGCUUAUGAACCCAUGCAAUUUACUUAUGUUUUGCUCUGUAUGUUGAACUUUCAUCAGACAUAUGGGGACUCCUCAUUCCAGGAUUGUAAGAAAGCACCAAGUCUAGGUUUUGAAAGCCCUUCUAGGCUUCUUAAUGGUGAAAGCUUGAAAGUCGAAUCAAUUGCUGAUUUUGAUCUCUUCUUUAAGAGGCUGUAUAGCUACUACUGUGAAAAAUGUCUAUGCUGCAUAAUCAUUAAGUGGAUUGUUGAACUUAUGAGUUUGGCUUUUACCAUAUGUUUUUUGGCUUUGUCCAUAGGCAACAUAUGUAAUGGAAGUCUUUAUCCAUCUUGGAGAGCCUUGUCAUGUUUGUCAGCUUCUUGUGCUCAUAGUUCAACAUAUACAUCAAGAGUUGAUGUGAGAACUGGAUGUGAUCUAGAUGGGCUUAAACUUGUUGUGGAGGGAGCCUCUAUUCCUGAGUGUGCUAAUGGGACAAGCAUUGUGAUACCCAUACCAGGAGCUGUGAGUGAUGAGGAUAUGGCUGUGACAGGAGCAGGUGCACGUGUACAUGACCAAGAUAUAACCAAGCUUCCAUUUUUAUCUGAUUUUGAAGAACUGGAGGGCGAAUUGGAUUUUGUAACUCGUGUGGUUGUACUCACAUUCUAUCCUGCUGUGCCAGCCAGAACCCCUAUCACACUUGGUGAGGUACCGUACAUUGACAACUUUACUUCCCAUCAUCUCACUUUAUUUUUUCCGAGAGACCUUUUUGCUUCUAAUAUGAGGUUAUGGGAACAUAUCAAUAAAAUCAAACAAGAUACUCAUACCGUUACCAUUACCAACCCUUUGCCCUCAUCUGAUGCAAACAACAAUCCCUUUUCUACUGAUGAUAAUUCGCUAAAAUCCAAAAAUUCCAGUACCUCCUGGGUAAACCUAUUAUCGGGUGAUGGCAUUAUAUCCAUUUCACAACCAAUGCGACAAACUACUUUACAUGAUCCAUUUCUCAACCCAUUUCAUGAUCAUGAUGAAGCAAGUGAGCCUCCUCCACGUAAGAAGUCUGAAUUAGGAAGACCAAGUUCUGCCUCGAGACUCAUAACUUCAGAUUCAUCGGACCUUGGUGUAAUUAUGGAACCUUCAUUGGCUGAACUUUAUCACAACUUAAGAAAAGAACUCGCUGAGUUAUUCCAGUAUAAAUUUUUUGAUACUUCUGUUUAUGGUAGUGGGUUUCCACGUGCAGCUGAUGAAAGACCAUCGCCAUUGGUAUGUAUAGCUUGA